Messenger RNA from Puccinia triticina, 1695 nucleotides. RefSeq lists its product as uncharacterized. The record is from RefSeq and is a predicted model, not a curated record. The transcript is spliced from 9 exons. Bases 1 to 1695 code for a protein of 564 amino acids. NCBI's taxonomy places the organism in Eukaryota, Fungi, Basidiomycota, Pucciniomycetes, Pucciniales, Pucciniaceae. Gene Ontology annotation, biological process: magnesium ion homeostasis. Gene Ontology annotation, cellular component: intracellular membrane-bounded organelle.
AUGGCCGGCCCACCCCGCCCCCAGCAGACCGCACCCCGAGCAGGCGUGGCCCAGUCGAUCGUCAAGCUCGUCCUGCUCAGCUCCUCCGCAUUCCCGCUCUUCGGCUCGCCCAUCACCCCCACCACCCUGCCCAGCCCGCGCUCGUCGAUCUUCCAGGGCUCCUACCUCGAUGGCCUCGUCGUCCCCCUCAGCCGCCUCGACCGCUCCUCCCCCCAGUUCUGGUGGAUGAUGACCGUCAUCGUCUUCCUCGUCCUCCUCGGCGGCUGCUUCGCCGGCCUCACCCUCGGUCUCAUGGGGCUCGAUAUCUUGAACUUAAGGGUCCUGAGCACCAGCGGAAGCGAGACUGAACAAGUCCAGGCGCAGAAAGUCCUCAAGCUGCUCGAGCGCGGCCGCCACUGGGUCUUGGUCGUCCUGCUCCUCAGCAACGUCGUCGUCAAUGAAACCUUGCCCAUCUUCCUUGAUUCCGUCUUGGGCGGCGGAGCAGCUGCCAUCCUCAUAUCCACCGCACUAAUCGUCGUAUUCGGCGAGAUCAUCCCCCAAUCGAUAUGUGUCCGAUACGGCCUCUCGAUCGGCGCAAAGUCCGCCCCCUUCGUCCUCGCCCUCAUGUACCUCGAGUUCCCUAUCGCCUACCCCAUCGCCCUGCUGCUCGACUACAUCCUCGGCCAUGACGAGGGAACGACGUACCGGAAAGCCGAGCUCAAAACAUUCGUCGGCUUACAUCGUCAUAUCGGAACGGACGGAUUGAACGAAGACGAAGUGACGAUCAUCUCAGCCGUGCUAGAUCUCUCCGGAAAAACUAUUGUGGAUAUCAUGACGCCGAUUGAGGAGACUUUUACCCUAGGAGAGGACUCGAUCCUGGACGAAUCGACGGUCACCGAGCUGGUCAGCCAAGGAUAUUCGCGCGUGCCAAUCCACCAAGCCGGCCAUGACCGGAACUUUAUCGGCAUGCUCCUUGUCAAACAUCUAAUCAGUUAUGAUCCUGAGGACGCCAAACCUGUUCGCGAUUUCCAAUUGAGUAACUUACCGGAAGGAUCGCCGGACAUGACCUGUCUAGAAGCCUUGAAUUUCUUCCAACAAGGCCGCUCCCACAUGUUGCUAGUCUCCUCUCAGCCUGGCGAACACGGGGGUGCAUUGGGCGUCGUCAGUCUGGAAGACGUGAUUGAAGAGAUGAUCGGCGAAGAGAUCAUCGACGAGACCGACCAGUACGUCGAUGUCGCCCACAAGAUCAAGGUCGUCCGUAAGCCGCCGGUCACAAACCGCACCUCCACCCGUGGCUUGGCCCCGCUCAUCAAAGGUGUGAUUGAGAAGCGGCGACAGGGAGAGCCGCGGAUCAGUCGGUCGGAGUUUGGCGAGGGCGAGGACUACAUGAGUGGGGAAGGGCAGACCGGCUCGGUACCGUCGACGCAUCCCAAGCUUGCGCAUCUGCCGGCGCCGGCAGGGACGACGGGGAUAGCGGGGGGCGUCGCGAGCAGCAACCGGAGCUCGGUGGACAUGCAGUCGUGGCGCUCGCCGGUGCUCGACAAGGUCAAAGUGAAGGGGGGAGAGACGCGCGCCCAGCGGGCCGAGUCCGAGUCCAGACGGCGCAAGCUGGCCGCCAAGAGCUCCUUCCAGGAGGCCCAUAGCGCCAUCGACGAGGACCGCUCCUCCAGCGUGCACGAGGACAGCGGGACCGAGAACACGCCCUUGCUCGACUGA